This is a messenger RNA of Helianthus annuus (common sunflower), 240 nucleotides long. RefSeq lists its product as uncharacterized. The transcript has a single exon. The annotation marks the transcript as partial. Lineage: Eukaryota; Viridiplantae; Streptophyta; Magnoliopsida; Asterales; Asteraceae. The record is from RefSeq and is a predicted model, not a curated record.
AACAACAACAACAACAACAACAACAACAACAACAACAACAACAACAACAACAACAACAACAACAACAACAACAACAACAACAACAACAACAACAACAACAACAACAACAACAACAACAACAACAACAACAACAACAACAACAACAACAACAACAACAACAACAACAACAACAACAACAACAACAACAACAACAACAACAACAACAACAACAACAACAACAACAACAACAACAACAACAAC